Molecule: messenger RNA, 4209 nt
Organism: Oncorhynchus kisutch (coho salmon)
Lineage: Eukaryota; Metazoa; Chordata; Actinopteri; Salmoniformes; Salmonidae
Gene: ppp1r14bb
Product: protein phosphatase 1, regulatory (inhibitor) subunit 14Bb
Exons: 3
Coding region: 581-970 (129 amino acids)
Biological process (GO): innate immune response; regulation of phosphorylation
Cellular component (GO): cytoplasm
Molecular function (GO): protein serine/threonine phosphatase inhibitor activity
Source: RefSeq, a predicted model, not a curated record
GAGAGAGAGAGAAUCACUAGAGGAGUUGCGUUUGGAGAGAGGGAGGCACUGAAGGAAGAGAGAGAGAGAGAGAGAGAGAGAGAGAGAACGAGAGGACGCGGAAAGGGCCAAAAAAAGACGAGAAAGAAGAGAGGAGGAAAUAGUAAAUAAAUCAGGACUAUCGUUUAUUUUGUCUACGUAACGUGAAGUUAUCAGUAGAAAACGGACAAGUCAACCGCUUUUUCAGACGUUUUUACAACACCACGAGGACAGAGACGGGAGAGCCGCAUGGAAUCUUUUCUCUUUGUACUGAACAGGACACUCUUUGCUAUAUCUGUAUUUUUAUACGACGAAUUGUCACAGUGGAAAUAAGCCAAUUUUAUAGUCUAUUUUUGAUGGUGAUUUUGAUUUGGAAACCACGAAGUGAACCUAAUGCCAUGCUCUUUUGCAAAGAAGGGAACAAUAGCGUUACAGAGACUUGACUCGGUACAUUUUCUAUCUGCUCCUGUAGAAUCAAUACCGCGUUAACGACCACACAACACGGAGAACAAUACAAAACUCUACCAACAGGACUUCCAGGAUCUUCUUCAGCCGACAGACCAUGGCUGCGGUUACCAGCCCAGAGACGAGUCCUCAACCCCGGGUAUAUUUCCAGACGGCAGCUGCCGGUUCCACCGAAGAACCGGAGACCCCUGUUCGGAAGCAAGGGCGAGUAACCGUGAAAUAUGACCGAAAAGAAUUGAGAAAGAGACUGAAUCUGGAGGAAUGGAUAAUCGAUCAGCUAACGGAUCUUUACGACUGUGAGGAAGAGGCUAUACCAGAGUUGGAGAUAGAUGUGGAUGAGCUGCUGGACAUGCCUAGUGAUGAUGACCGAGGAGCCAGAGUUAAAGAUCUCCUGAUAGACUGUUACAAACCUACUGAGGACUUUGUGUCUGAUCUGCUGGAUAAGAUUCGUGGCAUGCAGAAACUCACCACCCCCCAGAAGAAAUAACCUCACCCCGUUCUCCUCCCUCAGUCCAAAUGGCCUGCCCCCACCCCCAACCUCACCCCUUUCUCCUCCCUCAGUCCAAAUGGCCUGCCCCCACCCCCAACCUCACCCCUUUCUCCUCCCUCAGUCCAAAUGGCCUGCCCCCACCCCCAACCUCACCCCUUUCUCCUCCCUCAGUCCAAAUGGCCUGCCCCCACCCCCAACCUCACCCCUUUCUCCUCCCUCAGUCCAAAUGGCCUGCCCCCACCCCCAACCUCACCCCUUUCUCCUCCCUCAGUCCAAAUGGCCUGCCCCCACCCCCAACCUCACCCCUUUCUCCUCCCUCAGUCCAAAUGGCCUGCCCCCACCCCCAACCUCACCCCUUUCUCCUCCCUCAGUCCAAAUGGCCUGCCCCCACCCCCAACCUCACCCCUUUCUCCUCCCUCAGUCCAAAUGGCCUGCCCCCACCCCCAACCUCACCCCUUUCUCCUCCCUCACCCCAAAUGGCCUUCCCCCACCCCCAACCUCACCCAACUGAAGAAAUAGGAGCUUUGCCUGGCGGGAGGAGGAGGAAGAGGAGAAGAGAGUGGAGUAGAGGGAAGAAGAUAAAGAGAAGAGAGGGUGGAAGAGGAGGAGAGAAGAUUGAAGCAGCCAUCAGAUCUAAGCAGGGCUCAUGAUGUCCUAUGGGUUUAUUUUACUGUUUUAUUCAGUUGAAGGGGUUUGUAUUGUUGUUAAAUGAUCAAUGGAUCUGUGCUAUUUCUCAUGUUAAUGUGCUGCCAGUGAACAUACUAUAAUGUGGCUAUACGUUUAGUAGUGGUGAGUUUUAGUCCCAAAUGGUAACUUAUCUUUUAUAGUCCACUACUUCUAACCAGGGCUCUGGUUGUGGACUAGGUGAUAGGGAGCCAUUUUGGCUCUGGUUGUGGACUAGGUGAUAGGGAGCCAUUUUGGCUCUGGUUGUGGACUAGGUGAUAGGGAGCCAUUUUGGCUCUGGUUGUGGACUAGGUGAUAGGGAGCCAUUUUGGCUCUGGUUGUGGACUAGGUGAUAGGGAGCCAUUUUGGCGCUGGUUGUGGACUGGGUGAUUAGGAGCCAUUUUGGGACGUAACCUUUCGAGUUUUAGGACUGACUCCUGUGUAUAAUACAUUUAAAUGUCAGUCAUUUAGCCGAUGCUCUUAUCCAGAGCGACUUAUAGGAGCGAUUAGGGUUAAGUGCCUUGCUCAAGGGCACAUCGGCAGAUUUUUUUCACCUAGUCGGAUCGGGGAUACAAACCAACAACCUUUCUGUUAUUGGUCCAAUGCUCUUAACCACUAGGAUAACUGCUGCCCUAUACGCAGCUCUGUGUGUGUUUAACAUGUGUGUGGUCUGGAACAUACAUACACACACACACACACACACACACACACACCGGGGGACUUGAACAAAGUGGCCUUGUUUCUUUCUAGCUCUAUAUUUCUCUGUCUUCUUCUUCUCUAAAACAGUUUCUUUUCUCUCACAUAGUGUGCAGUCUAAGGGCUAUUUUCAGUCAGGACUCAUGGAGAGUUUCCAGUAGAGCAGUAAACCAAUGAGGGGUGAGAUGGGAGGAGGGAGUGAAGGCAGGGGGGGCACUGUAGUGGAAAAUUAUGGCUGUCUGGAUGCUUUUAUCCAAAUAGCAACACACACACACACACAGGAAACAGCAGUAACACAGUCACAGACCACAGCUGCUGCUCCUUCAUGCUCACAUGUUAAUAGUGGCUCUCUCUCCAACACACACACACACACACACACACACACACACACACAUGGGAAGGGGGGGUGAAAAACCUAAUCAUCGAGAGAUAAAUAGAGGGAAAGAGAGAGAGAGAGAGAGAAUCAGAGGUCUUACCCUUCCUGGCUCACAAGGCCUCAGUGUUGCUUAUCAGCUCUCUAUCUGUCCUCACACACACACACACACACACACACACACACACACAGAGACAGACACACACACACACACAGAGACACACACACACACACAGAGACACACACACACACACACACCCACACACACAGAGAAACACACACACAGAGACACACACACACACACACACACACAUACACAGAGACACACACACACACACAGAGACAGACACGCACACACACACACACACACAGAGACACACACACACACACACAGAGACACACACACACACACACACAGAGACACACAUCUCUCUAUUUGGCCCUCACUCCUUCCUUCUUCUCUCUCCUUCCGUUCUACUUCCAACAAUAAUCUACACCGAUGACACCUUCCUUCCUUCCAUCUCUCUUUUUAUUUAUUUAUUUUAUAUUUUUAAUUAGGGCUCUAUUCAAUCCGCAUCGUGGAAGUUCAGCUUUACGGCGUGUCUGAAAGGUGACGUUUCCGUGGAGACCUCAUUCACCGGUAAAACCUGUAUAUGUCGACUCAAGUUGGAAAUGACCUUGACAUUUCUAUCACGGCGUCUAAAAGGGUUUUUCCAGAUCGAAUAAAAAUCCACCGUUGCCUUUUGGCCUUUUAUUUCUGUUACAAACCAAAUAGAAACGAGACUUUCAUUUUUAAUGGAACAAUGUUUUUGUUGUUGUUGUUGUUGUUGUUGUUGAUGUUUCUCCUCUUUUUAAAAAGGAGAUCCUAUUGUUGUUUAGAAAAUAGGUCACCUAGAGGUCACCUAGAGGUCACCUAGAGGUCAUUUAUAUCUCUACACUGCAUUCUUUAGAUGCACAUAUCUAUUCUAGGUCAAUUCUUACUGUGUUUAUUAUUAUUAUUAUUGUUAUUAUUAUUAAGCCUGGUGUGUCCCAAAUGGCACCCUAUUCCCUAUAUAGUGCACUACUUUUGGCCAGAGCCCUAUGUGGGCCCUGUGAUAAGACUGCCGUCCUUUCCAGGGUGUACUUGUACAUCUGCCUCACAGGACAUGAAACAGGCUCAUAUGUUCUGACUCUGACAUGACGACUUACUUACCCAUAAGUCUCUGGUCUAAUGUAGUGCAGUGUGUAGGGGAAUAAAGAAGCUAUUUGAGACGUAGCCCUGAUAGACUGUUUGUUGGGUGUGUCGGACUUAUUUUACUGUAUGACAACUUGCAACAACAAAAAAUACAAUAAAAAAAAUAGAUAUUUUAUUGAUUAAAAGAAAUGCUGUUUUAGAAGUGAUGUGUUUCUGGAGGAAAAGAUGAACAAACUGAACAACUAAAAUGUAGCAAUAUCAACAGGGUCUUGUUAUUUACCAAUUUUGUUACAUUUUUAUGCAACUUUAAUAAAAAUAUGUUGAAACGAA